Sapajus apella (tufted capuchin) is the source of this 587-nucleotide messenger RNA. RefSeq names its product cancer/testis antigen 83 (gene CT83). Bases 156 to 530 code for a protein of 124 amino acids. The record is from RefSeq and is a predicted model, not a curated record. Lineage: Eukaryota; Metazoa; Chordata; Mammalia; Primates; Cebidae. The transcript has 2 exons.
AUAUAAAGCAGGACAACACAGACCAUCCCAGUUGCACCAGGCAGUCCACCACGCCUAGCAUCCUGGCCCGAAGUUUCCCAAAUUCGGGCAGCUUAGUGGCCCAGUAAUUCCCAACUACCAGCUGAGAAGAACAGAGAAGAGGUCAAAGAGGAGCCAUGUACGUCUUUUUACUUCUAGCGAGCGGCAUUCUGUGUGCCUUGAUGUUCGUCUUCUGGAAAAAUCGCUUUCAGAGAAACAUUGACAAAAUAUCAACUGCUGAAAUGUCAACUGGCGAAAUGUCAUCAAAUUCAACUGCUCUUGCAUUAGUAAGACCCUCUUCUACUAGGUUAAUUAACAGCAACACAGGCAACCAUCAUCUUUUAGUCAACAACCUCCCUCGGGAUAUUUUAAACACUUUCCCGCACUCCAUAGCCAUGCAGAAACGAAUAUUGGUAAACCUCAGUAUGGUAGAAUACAAACUGGCUGAACUGGAACAUAUCCUAGUUUCCAGGGGUGUAAGAGGUGCAUCAGCUCACCGGAAAUCCACCUAAAAGCAUACAAGAUGUAAUGCAUGUGGUGGAAAUCAUUAAAGACACUGAGUAGACUCA